Messenger RNA from Anoplophora glabripennis (Asian longhorned beetle), 1717 nucleotides. RefSeq names its product acetylcholinesterase-like. The transcript has 10 exons. Bases 27 to 1676 code for a protein of 549 amino acids. The record is from RefSeq and is a predicted model, not a curated record. NCBI's taxonomy places the organism in Eukaryota, Metazoa, Arthropoda, Insecta, Coleoptera, Cerambycidae.
UUGUUCGUUAUCGCUAUUAGUUCGAAAUGAUGAAGUGCAACGGGUUGCUGAUACUGAUUUUAUAUGCAAUAAGAUCAUCUGUAGCAGAUGUAGAUGACCCGACACUUGUCACUUUACCAAAGGGACAAAUAAGAGGUCAAACCCUGCAGUCUCCAAACGACAAUGCUUUUUAUGCAUUUCAAGAAAUACCAUACGCAGCUCCACCUAUAGGCGAAUUAAGAUUUCAAGCACCUGUAGCGCCAGCAAAAUGGGAAGGAAUAUUAAACACCACGAAAAAUGAAAAAAUUUGUUACCAAAGUGGAGCCGUCCAUGUACCCCUUCCCGGAUUAAACCCAACGGAAGACUGUUUGUACUUGAAUGUUUACACUCCUCUGAAACCUGGAGACACUUCACAAACCCCAUUACCGGUGUUAAUAUGGAUACACGGAUUUCUGACAACAGAAGACGGAGUCAUACCAGGAAACUUGGGAUUAAAAGAUCAACAUUUUGCCAUUCAGUGGGUUAAAAAUAAUAUCGAUUUAUUUGGUGGGGACCCCGAAAAAAUUACGAUAUCUGGUGAGAGUGCCGGAGGAGCAUCUGUGGGAUUACAGUUAGUAAGUCAACGGAAUAAAGGCUUAUUCAGAGGUGCGAUUUUACAAAGUGGUACCUCAAUGAGUCAGUGGGCACAUCAAGACUAUGCAAGAUUCUACGCUUUCGAAUUAGCUCGAAGUUUGGUUCCAAGUUUCACUUCGGAUAAUUCAACGGAAUUACUGCAACUGUUGCAAAGCCUUCCUGCUUCCGACAUAAACGACAACUCAGUUACUGCUGCUGUUGGAAAAGAGUCUGAGUUAAUGGAAGGCCAAGGUUUAAUAUGGCUGCCUGUAAUUGAGGACGCUAGUCUAGAUGGAGCACUCCUCACGGGUUUAUUUCAUGAAGAUAUUAGAACAGGAAACAUAAACCAAAUUCCCAUAAUUAUUGGCUUUAACUCUGAAGAGGCACUAUUUUUUUUGAAAAGUGAUCCUUCAGAGGUUGAGGCGCGUGCGAAAUAUUUCGACAGUGAUUUAUCCAACCUCAUUAGGAACAAGUUCAAUAUGACCAAAGAGAACAAACUGACAGUUGGCUCUAGACUGAGACAAAUUUACACCGAUGGAACAUUCGAAGAAGAUCCUGGGCAAGUAGUGAAGUUUUAUAGUGAUGAGUCGUUUAUAACCGCAUCUAUUAGGCAUGCAAAGUUACAAUCCAACUAUACCGACGUUUAUAUGUACCAGUUUUCAUACCAAGGCAAUAUGGGAGGUAUGAAGGAUUUAGAAAUUGCAGGUGUUCGAGGUGUUGGUCACGCUGAAGAAUUGUGUUAUUUAUGGGACGCGCACCUUUCUUAUGGAUCUCCUAAUGGAUCUCCUUAUGGAUUUCCUUAUGGAUCUCCUUAUGGAUAUCCUUAUGUAUCUCCUGAUGAUUCAGAAGAUGUUAAGACACGUCACCGUUUGUUAACCCUAUGGUCAAACUUUGUCAAAUACCUAAACCCAACUCCAGAAGUGGACAGUUUAAUGGGUAACGUGACGUGGGAGAAAGUUAGUCCAAAUAAUUUGGUGUAUUUGAACAUCAACGAUACACUUGAAAUGCAGACGAAUCCAAGAGACUACCUCAAACGAGAAAGAAUUAUAGACGUGUACGCUAUACCUCCAUUGGUUAAUUACUAAUGUAUCUUGAGAAAUAAACUGUAUCAUUUAUAUUGCUUUUA